AUGUACAACACAUAUGCUACGCAAUCCGGGUUUUCUACUCGUAUCGGUACAUCGAAAAACAAAAAGUAUCAUGAGAAUCCUAAUACGAAAAUCUCCACUCAUAGAUAUAUAUUAUGUUCAAGAGAAGGACAACCACGAGUCACAGAAUCUGACCCCAAUGCUCCAUCCAAAAAUGCUCCAACCAUAUAUGAUAAAUCCAAGAAACAACAUAGACGAAGCCGAUUCACAGUUUCCGGGUGUCGUGCGCGUAUUAAAGUGAGGUUUGAUCGUGCUACCGAACAAUACAAAAUAUAUGGUUUCAUCGCCGCGCACAACCAUUGCAUGAUUGGUAGCGAUCACGCCAACAUGUUAAAACAAAACAGGAAACUUGGAUUUGAGGAGCAACAAUUCAUUCACAAAGUUAGUCUUAACAAAAUUGGCCCAACUGUUGCUCGUAACAUUCAAGCAUCACUUAAAGGCGGACCUCAAAAUGUUCGUGGCACAACAGAAGAUUUCAAAAAUUGCUCUAGAGACAUACGUGCAUUCAUCGGUGAACGCGAUGCAGACAUCCUCUUACAUACCAUGAGAUCUCGAGUUACCAAUCUUAAUGAUUUCUAUUUUGAUUGUGUCAUAGUUGACAAUGAGUUGCGAUCUUUCUUUUGGGCUGAUUUCGUAUCAUUACGAAAUUAUGAGGCUUUCGGUGAUGUGUGUGCAUUUGACGCUACAUAUGACACCAACAAAUACAAAAUGAUUUUUGUGCCAUUCACCGGAGUUGAUCACCACAAAAAAUGUGUUAUCUUUGGCGCGGGCAUGUUAUACGAUGAGACUAUAGAGUCGUAUACAUGGUUACUAAACACCUUUCUGGCUGCACAUAAGAAACAACCAAUCUUUGUUCUCACUGACCAAGACGCAUCAAUGAAACAAGCUGUAUCAACCGUUUUCACAAACUCCAUCCAUCGUUUGUGCAUGUGGCACAUAAUGAGAAAACUUCCGUCCAAGAUUUCAAAUGACAUCCUUGAUAACACCACUCUUCGUUCGUCAAUACAUAAGCUGGUGUGGAAUUUAUUCAUCACACCACAAACAUUUGAAGAAAGAUGGCACGUGUUAAUGGACGAAUAUCACCUAGACAAUCAUCCGUGGCUUUGUGAGAUGUUUGCUAUACGCCACGAAUGGGUCCCGUGUUAUUUCAGAGAGAUACCGAUUAUCGAUGCUCAACGGCAUACACAACGAGAUCUCGAAUUUAAAAGCGACAUGUCGACCCCUCGCUUAUCUACCGGUCUUCGCAUAGAGGCACACGCGUCCGAAACAUAUACAUGGUCUAUGUUUCUUGAAGUUCGAAAAGAAAUAUAUAUGGGCAUGUUCCAUUGUAUGCCAAUUGAACGUCCUGGAACGACCGAUGUAAAAAAUUACACUGUUCGUCACUGCAAAUCAAACAUGUCUUAUGUCAAUGAAUUCGAGGUGUCGCUCAAUGUACCUGAACAAACUGUAAGCUGUACAUGUCUUGGGUUCACUCGUAUUGGAUACCUAUGCCGACAUGUAUUCUGUAUAUUCCGUUACCACCAAAUUGAACGGAUACCGUCCCACUACAUCAUUCCACGGUGGAAACGAGAUGCGCUCCCGUCGGUUGUUCAUAGCGUAUCUAACAUAUACUCAUCUAACAACAGCGAGUUUGCUAUCAUCCAUAAUGAAAUAAUGGAUUUAGUCACUCAAUGCACAACCCGACUCAGACGCAAUCCUGAUCAGCUACGUUCCUUAUCUUCUGAGAUCAAACGCAUCAGAAACCGCGUAUUUGAAUCGUUCCCGUGUGAGCCUCAACCUCGUUCCGUUCAAAAAACUGCAAACAUUAGUGACAUCUUAAACAUACCUUCAAAUCUAAGCAAAAGUGUUGAUCCUCCGCAAGGUAUUAGAAACAAAGGUUGUGGGACCAAAAAACAACGGAUCGGCCCCGGUGGUCAAAACAUUAAAGAUAAACGAAAGAAAGCUGGUAAACGACAAAAAGCCGCCCGCUUAUGCAACAAAUGCAACAAGUAUGUAUUUGACCAUGAUUCUCGCAACUGCGAGAAAAUCAAAGCUGCCAAACUUGCUGCACGAGCAGCUAAACGUGCUUCUGCUAUCGCCGCUGGACUACCCGCCUCGUCUGAUUCUGAUUCUGAUGAUACUGAUGUUGAUCUCGAUGACACCGAUGAUGACACCAAUGAUGACAUCGAUGAGUAUAAUUCUUCUGAUUACGAUGCAUCUGAAUACCCCGUCUCUAUGCAAAAAGCUCCCGUACCCGAGCGAACACAUGUUGGACGUGAACCUGAACAGUCUUUUGAGCCUGAUCAAAACCUUAGGCGUUCAACUAGACGUCGCAAACCAUCCAACAUAGCUCGUGAUUCUUGA
This is a messenger RNA of Helianthus annuus (common sunflower), 2361 nucleotides long. Its product is annotated as protein FAR1-RELATED SEQUENCE 5-like. NCBI's taxonomy places the organism in Eukaryota, Viridiplantae, Streptophyta, Magnoliopsida, Asterales, Asteraceae. Gene Ontology annotation, molecular function: zinc ion binding. The transcript is spliced from 5 exons. The coding region runs from base 1 to 2361 and encodes 786 amino acids. Gene Ontology annotation, biological process: regulation of DNA-templated transcription. The record is from RefSeq and is a predicted model, not a curated record.